Molecule: messenger RNA, 154 nt
Organism: Candidula unifasciata
Lineage: Eukaryota; Metazoa; Mollusca; Gastropoda; Stylommatophora; Geomitridae
Source: the annotation of a GenBank genome assembly
AGCAAUGAAAGACAGCAUACAGACAGAGAACAAGGAAAGACAGGAUACAGACAGAGAACAAGGAAAGACAGCAUACAGACAGAGAACAAUGAAAGACAGCAUACAGACAGAGAACAAGGAAAGACAGCAUACAGACAGAGAACAAGGAAAGACA